Oryza brachyantha (malo sina) is the source of this 3887-nucleotide messenger RNA. RefSeq names its product cellulose synthase-like protein D3. Gene Ontology annotation, biological process: plant-type primary cell wall biogenesis; cellulose biosynthetic process. The transcript has 2 exons. The coding region runs from base 119 to 3586 and encodes 1155 amino acids. Gene Ontology annotation, cellular component: trans-Golgi network; plasma membrane. Gene Ontology annotation, molecular function: cellulose synthase (UDP-forming) activity; mannan synthase activity. NCBI's taxonomy places the organism in Eukaryota, Viridiplantae, Streptophyta, Magnoliopsida, Poales, Poaceae. The record is from RefSeq and is a predicted model, not a curated record.
CCUCCCUCAACACCUGGUUCGCGGACCAGCUCGCUCUCCGUCGCCAUGGGCGAACGCUGUGCGAGAGCUAGAGGCUAGCUAUAGCGCAGCUAGGGAAGGAAGUAAAAAAGAAAGAAGAAUGUCGAACGCGCCGGGGAAGAAGGGGUUCAGGGGCGGCGGCGCCGGCGGCCCUGGGCCGUCUGCGGCGGCCGGGGCGCGGGGGACGGCGGGGCAGGCGGUGAAGUUCGCGCGGCGGACGUCGAGCGGGCGGUACUUGAGCCUGUCGCGGGAGGACAUCGACCCUGACGGCGAGCUGGCGGCGGACUACACCAACUACACGGUGCAGAUCCCGCCGACGCCGGACAACCAGCCGAUGAUGGACGGCGCGGAGCCGGCGUCGGUGGCGAUGAAGGCCGAGGAGCAGUACGUGUCCAACUCGCUCUUCACCGGCGGCUUCAACAGCGUCACCCGCGCGCACCUCAUGGACAAGGUGAUCGAGUCGGAGGUGACCCACCCGCAGAUGGCCGGCGCCAAGGGCGCCCGCUGCGGCAUGCCCGCCUGCGACGGCAAGGUCAUGCGCAACGAGCGCGGCGAGGACAUCGACCCCUGCGAGUGCCACUUCAAGAUCUGCCGCGACUGCUACCUCGACGCCCAGAAGGACGGCUGCAUCUGCCCGGGCUGCAAGGAGCACUACAAGAUCGGCGAGUACGCCGACGACGACCCGCAGGACGGCGGCGGCGGUAAGCUCCACCUGCCGGCGCCCGGCGGCGGCCUCAACACCAACAAGUCGCUGCUGGCGCGCAACCAGAACGGCGAGUUCGACCACAACCGGUGGCUCUUCGAGAGCUCCGGCACCUACGGCUACGGCAACGCGUUCUGGCCCAAGGGCGGCAUGUACGACGACGACCUGGACGACGACGACGACAGGCCGGGCGGCGGCGGCGGCGACGGCGGCGUGCUCCCGGAGCAGAAGCCGUUCAAGCCGCUGACGCGCAAGAUCCCGAUGCCGACGUCGGUGAUCAGCCCGUACCGGAUCUUCAUCGUGAUCCGGAUGUUCGUGCUCCUCUUCUACCUCACGUGGCGCAUCCGCAACCCGAACAUGGAGGCGCUGUGGCUGUGGGGCAUGUCCAUCGUCUGCGAGCUCUGGUUCGCCUUCUCCUGGCUGCUCGACAUGCUCCCCAAGGUGAACCCGGUGAACCGGAGCACCGACCUGGCGGUGCUCAAGGAGAAGUUCGAGACGCCGUCGGCGUCGAACCCGCACGGGCGGUCGGACCUGCCAGGGCUGGACGUGUUCGUCUCCACGGCCGACCCGGAGAAGGAGCCCGUGCUGACGACGGCCAACACCAUCCUGUCCAUCCUCGCAGUGGACUACCCCGUGGAGAAGCUCGCCUGCUACGUGUCCGACGACGGCGGCGCGCUGCUGACGUUCGAGGCCAUGGCGGAGGCGGCGAGCUUCGCCAACAUCUGGGUGCCCUUCUGCAAGAAGCACGACAUCGAGCCGCGCAACCCGGACAGCUACUUCAGCAUCAAGGGCGACCCGACGAAGGGGAAGCGGCGGUCGGACUUCGUGAAAGACCGCCGCAAGGUGAAGCGCGAGUACGACGAGUUCAAGGUGCGCAUCAAUGGCCUCCCGGACUCGAUCCGGCGGCGGUCCGACGCGUUCAACGCGCGGGAGGACAUGAAGAUGCUGAAGCACCUCCGCGAGACGGGCGGCGACCCGUCGGAGCAGCCCAAGGUGAAGAAGGCGACGUGGAUGGCGGACGGGACGCACUGGCCGGGCACGUGGGCGGCGCCGGCGCCGGACCACGGCAAGGGCAACCACGCCGGCAUCCUGCAGGUGAUGCUGCGGCCGCCGUCGCCGGACCCGCUGUACGGGAUGCACGAGGAGGAGGAGGAGGCCGGGCAGCCGGCGAUGCUGGACUUCAGCGACGUGGACAUCCGGCUGCCGAUGCUGGUGUACAUGUCGAGGGAGAAGCGGCCCGGGUACGACCACAACAAGAAGGCCGGCGCCAUGAACGCGCUGGUGCGGUGCUCCGCCGUGAUGAGCAACGCGCCCUUCAUGCUCAACUUCGACUGCGACCACUACAUCAACAACGCGCAGGCGGUGCGGGAGGCGAUGUGCUUCUUCAUGGACCGCGGCGGCGAGCACAUCGCCUACAUCCAGUUCCCGCAGCGCUUCGAGGGCAUCGACCCCUCCGACCGCUACGCCAACAACAACACCGUCUUCUUCGACGGCAACAUGCGCGCGCUCGACGGCCUCCAGGGCCCCAUGUACGUCGGCACCGGCUGCAUGUUCCGCCGCUUCGCCGUCUACGGCUUCGACCCGCCGCGCACCGCCGAGUACACCGGCUGGCUCUUCACCAAGAAGAAGGUCACGCUCUUCUCCGGCGACCCGGAGUCCGACACCCAGCAGCUCAAGGCCGAGGACUUCGACGCCGAGCUCUCCUCGCACCUCGUGCCGCGCCGCUUCGGCAACUCCUCGCCCUUCAUGGCGUCCAUCCCCGUCGCCGAGUUCCAGGCGCGGCCGCUCGCCGACCACCCGGCCGUCCUCCACGGCCGGCCCCCCGGGGCGCUCACCGUGCCGCGGCCGCCGCUGGACCCGCCCACCGUCGCCGAGGCCGUGUCGGUGAUCUCCUGCUGGUACGAGGACAAGACGGAGUGGGGGGACCGGGUGGGCUGGAUCUACGGCUCCGUCACCGAGGACGUGGUCACCGGCUACCGGAUGCACAACCGCGGGUGGCGCUCCGUCUACUGCAUCACCAAGCGCGACGCCUUCCUCGGCACGGCGCCGAUCAACCUCACCGACCGCCUCCACCAGGUGCUCCGCUGGGCCACCGGCUCCGUCGAGAUCUUCUUCUCCCGCAACAACGCCUUCCUCGCCUCCCGCAAGCUCAUGUUCCUGCAGCGCGUCUCCUACCUCAACGUCGGCAUCUACCCCUUCACCUCCAUAUUUCUCCUCGUCUACUGCUUCAUCCCGGCGCUCUCCCUCUUCUCUGGCUUCUUCAUCGUCCAGAAGCUCGACGUCGCCUUCCUCUGCUACCUCCUCACCAUGACCAUCACCCUCGUCGCCCUCGGCAUCCUCGAGGUCAAGUGGUCCGGCAUCGAGCUCGAGGAUUGGUGGCGCAACGAGCAGUUCUGGCUCAUCUCAGGGACGAGCGCGCACCUGUAUGCGGUGGUGCAGGGGCUGCUGAAGGUGAUGGCCGGGAUCGAGAUCUCCUUCACGCUGACGGCGAAGGCGGCGGCGGACGACAACGAGGACAUCUACGCCGACCUCUACAUCGUCAAGUGGUCGUCGCUGCUCAUCCCGCCCAUCACCAUCGGCAUGGUCAACAUCAUCGCCAUCGCCUUCGCCUUCGCGCGCACCAUCUACAGCGACAACCCGCGGUGGGGGAAGUUCAUCGGCGGCGGCUUCUUCAGCUUCUGGGUGCUCGCCCACCUCUACCCCUUCGCCAAGGGCCUCAUGGGCCGCCGCGGCAAGACGCCCACCAUCGUCUUCGUCUGGUCGGGCCUCCUCUCCAUCACCGUCUCCCUCCUCUGGGUCGCCAUCAGCCCGCCGGACGCCAACGCCACCGGCGGCGCCCGCGGCGGCGGAUUCCAGUUCCCUUGAUCCCGCCGCCAUCCACGCAUGACGAUGAUUUGAUUAGGUUGCCUAUUAAGCUGCUGAUUAAUUGACCAUGCAUAACAACAAAAAAAAAGGGUGAGGUAAUUCAUGGUGCAGUGCAAAUAGACCAGUUGAUUAGGUGUGUCAAAGUAGUUGGAAGAGAUUUUGAGUAUUAAAUUUGAGUUCCAAACACUUUUGCGAGUUUUUGAUCGGUUCUCCUAUAGUAAAUUGAAGGGUUUAUGUAGCUCAAGUUGAAUUGAAAAAUGUAUCAGAGGGUGUGAUCAUACAAACACUGAACUUGUUUGUC